Molecule: messenger RNA, 2032 nt
Organism: Candidula unifasciata
Lineage: Eukaryota; Metazoa; Mollusca; Gastropoda; Stylommatophora; Geomitridae
Source: the annotation of a GenBank genome assembly
UCUAGAGAAGUCAUGUGUGUUCCAGCCUCAUUGUAUGAAUUCAUGGCACACUGCUGGCAGCACAGGGCAAAUGGCAUCACUCGUGUCUAAGAUUAGUGAUAGGGUACAUACUACAGACAGCAAGUCAAAAAAUGGCUUCCUAAGGCGGUUACGGAGGCAUUAUAUGAAGGAAAGACAUCCACCUGACAUUGUAAAGUGUACACAGUCUGUAGCUACCACGCCUGUCUGUGGCCUAGUUAGAAGAAGUAAUGGAAGCUCCGGCGGCUCAGAAUCUGGUUCUACAUCAUCAUAUGGUGGAUUGAAAAACCUCAGCUCCCUGACACUGAGUCGUGGUCGUAUGAUGGUCAGCCGUGCUAUGAGUUCAAACAUGAUUGUAGCAGAAGAUGACAAUGACAGCCUGCUUUCAACUACCAGAAGCCCUAAGAGAAAACGGAGCGGCUCCACUGGAUUCAUUGAUAUAGAUUUAAAAACGAAAGAUGAUUUGAAAAAUUAUUUGCAAAAGCAGUAUGACCAGGUUUUGAAAGCUGGUGUGGCUAUGGAGAUCAGUGCUCAGACGAUGGUGACAGUCACUCUAAGGUUCAUGUCCAAGAUGCAGUCUACUGACGUUCAAAAGGCAGCAGUUGACUUCAUAAAUGAGUGUCUUCAGAUAAGCUGUUCAAAGACAAAGGAGAAGUAUAAUCAGUCAUCUGAGGGCAACAAAGCAAACAUAGUUACUGAAUAUAAAUUACAAGUUAUACUGCUGCUAGAAAUGGAAUCUCUACUGAAAGAUGCCGACACAGUCAAUCAUAAAAUUCUUAUCGAGAUUGUGUCUAUGUUGAGAGCUAUUUCUUUCCUGACCAGUGCAACAAAUAUGACCACAUUUCUCGAAGACAUUGUGACAAGUUACUCUUCAACUUUGCCUAAUCUGAUGGUGGAUGUAUAUGAUGAACUCAUGCUGCCGCUGCCGUCAGCUCUAGCCAAAUUUGCUUCACCAGCAACUCCGAGCAGUGUUUCUGAAACUCAGCAGUCGCACACAAAUGAAGCCAGUUUCCUCAGUGCUCCAGUGUCUUCUCAGCCAUCAUCUCUUUUAUCAGACCAGUCUUCACAGCAAGCUAAGAGGUUCAACAAAUUCAAACAGCAUCCAAGCUUUUCUGACUUCCGACAGAAAAAACAGAUUCUGGUCAAACCAAAGCCCAAACCUAAGGUGGAGACCAAAAAGGCAGUAACAGAUAAAACCAAAACCAGGAGUUCAUCUAAAAAAAACCGUUUAGUGGACUUUGAGCGGGCGAAGAGAAACUUGUUUUCCGACACUCCGAGCAGUUCCAGAGUCAAAACCAGAAGUGCUCAAAAGGGGAGACGCAGUGCUUCAAAGGCAUCUCGGACCCUGGUACUUGGAACACCUGUACAUAAGCAGACCUCUCAGAGACACCUGUGGCAGCAAGAAAGACGUCGUCAGCGUGAAAAUAUCCAGCCUGAAGUUCAGGUUAUUGCAGAAACACCAGUCAAAGAUGAUGAUGAUGAUGCUGGCGGUACUGAGGAUUGUGCGUUGAACCGACCAGCGAGGUACAUUGUGAGGGAAGCAUUCUAUUCUUCCAAAACCCAACCCUCUCGGAAUUUAGUCAAGUCCUUUGAACUUGCAGAGAAGAGUGAUUUAGGAGUGCCUGACUGUCAAGGCUACAUGAUUCACAGCAGCAAGUCACAAGGUACUCUUUCAAGUGCAGUUCGGGGUGAGUCCCCCAUCUUGUCACCAAGGAGUCGCCUCAUUAGAACAUUUUUGUCAUCUCCCUCACCGACACCAAAGUCCAAACUGAAGCACAAACCGGUCACAUCGGCACGAAGAUGCUCUCCAAGGAAAUCUGCCAAGAAACUUCUCUUCAAUGACAUUGACAAGAAAGAUGCCAAUAUAACCAGACCUGCUGACGUCGGGUAUGCUCAUCUGAUAUACGAUGGGGAAAAUGCUAAUGACUUCUCAGGUGGCAAUGGAAGCCUUCAGCAAGCUGCAGGGGAGAGGAAAGAACAAGCUAAAAACUUCCCUAUGCUAGGUGUAAUAUGA